Ceratina calcarata is the source of this 4262-nucleotide messenger RNA. It is a transcript of the gene Cand1, whose product is annotated as Cullin-associated and neddylation-dissociated 1. Bases 309 to 4016 code for a protein of 1235 amino acids. Gene Ontology annotation, biological process: SCF complex assembly. The transcript has 17 exons. Lineage: Eukaryota; Metazoa; Arthropoda; Insecta; Hymenoptera; Apidae. The record is from RefSeq and is a predicted model, not a curated record.
GUGGCGCUGUGCCCCGAUAUGUUUCUUUUCCGCGAUUAUUGCUGCGCUAGUUGUACGAGUGUAAUUACUAUCAAAAUUUUGGCAGUCCAAGUUGCGGUAAAGAUUCGCAUUAUUGAAAUGCUGCCGACGGCGAAAUUUCAUUAAAGAACAGUUUGUAACGCGGCUCGUGAUCGAAUAAACCGAAUCGAAUUCCGUGUCGUCUGCUCUGACGGAACUUCGUAAUUUUUGUUUCUUUUCGUUUCAUUAUAGCGUAGAAUAUUGGAACGAUAAACGACAACUGUAACCGGCUGUGAAAAAACACUUCGAUCAUGGCUAGUGUUUCUUACCAAAUAGCAAACUUGCUGGAAAAGAUGACAUCCACAGACAAGGAUUUUAGAUUUAUGGCAACCAAUGAUUUGAUGAGCGAACUACAGAAGGAUAAUAUCAAGCUGGACGAUGAUUCUGAGCGUAAAGUCGUUAAAAUGCUUUUAAAGUUAUUGGAAGACAAAAAUGGAGAAGUACAAAAUCUUGCUGUAAAAUGUUUGGGCCCAUUAGUGAAUAAAGUGAAGGAGUACCAGGUGGAAACGAUUGUAGACGCCCUGUGCAUCAACAUGGUAUCAGAUAAGGAACAGUUAAGGGAUAUUUCAAGUAUCGGCUUGAAGACCGUAAUAUCCGAGCUUCCUUUAGGAUCCAGUGCGCUAGUCGCGAACGUUUGUAAACGAAUAACUGGCCGACUGAGCAAUGCUAUAGAGAAACAGGAAGACGUGUCUGUACAACUCGAGGCACUGGAUAUUAUGGCUGACCUACUGUCUCGAUUUGGUGCUUUAUUAAUCACGUUCCAUUCCACUAUUUUGUCUGCGUUAUUACCACAACUCUCGUCACCACGUCAAGCAGUUCGGAAGCGUACUAUAAUAGCUUUGAGUCACCUCUUAACGUCGAGUAACAAUUACUUGUACAACAAACUUUUGGAUCAUCUUUUAGAAGGUCUUUGUACACAAACCGAAAAGAAUGUGAUACGUACUUAUAUACAGUGCAUUGCUUCCAUUUGCCGUCAAGCGGGGCACAGAUUUGGCGAGCAAAUAGAGAAAGUCAUGCCGUUAAUUGUACAAUAUAGCAACGAGGACGAUGACGAAUUAAGAGAAUAUUGUCUACAAGCGUUUGAAUCUUUUGUAUACAGAUGCCCAAAAGAAAUUACACCACAUAUAAACAAAAUCAUCGAAAUUUGUUUGGCUUAUAUCACGUAUGACCCGAACUACAAUUACGAUGACGAUAUGAAUGACAUGUCCGAUGGGGAAGACGUUAUGAUGGAAGUGGAAGAAGAUGGAGAGGAGGACGCGGAGGAUGAAUACUCGGACGAUGACGAUAUGAGUUGGAAAGUUCGUAGGGCGGCUGCGAAAUGCCUUGAAGCUGUUGUAUCUAGUAGACGAGAGCUUCUGCCCGAACUUUAUAAAGUCGUUUCCCCAGCUUUGAUCGCAAGAUUUAAAGAAAGGGAGGAAAACGUAAAGUCAGAUAUUUUCCACGCGUACAUCGCCCUUCUGAGGCAAACAAGACCAGCGUCUGGUGUAGCCCUCGAUCCCGACGCGAUGGAGGACGAUGACGGGCCGAUCGCGUUGCUUCAGCAACAAGUCCCGUUGAUCGUAAAAGCCGUUCAUCGUCAGAUGAAAGAGAAGAGCAUAAAGACCAGACAGGAUUGUUUCUCGCUGUUGAAGGAAUUAGUACUCGUGCUGCCAGGUGCUUUGAGCAAUCAUAUACCAGCGUUAAUACCUGGUAUACAAUAUUCUCUGGGGGAGAAGAAUUCCUCGUCGAACAUGAAGAUCGACACGUUGGCUUUUGUACAUACGUUGUUAAUAACCCAUCAACCUGACGCGUUCCACGCACAUAUGGCGGUGUUGGCGCCUCCGAUUAUCGCCUCUGUCAGUGACCCGUUUUACAAAAUCACGGCCGAAGCGUUGCUGGUCUUGCAGCAACUUGUACAAGUCAUCAGACCUCACGAGAAAACGUGUUACUUCGAUUUCACGUCGUUGUCUGGAGAGAUUUAUCGUUGUACGUUAAUGAGAUUGAAAACGGCGGACAUCGAUCAGGAAGUGAAGGAGAGAGCAAUCGCUUGCAUGGGUCAGAUUCUCGCGCAUUUCGGUGACACUUUAUCGGAUGAGUUGCACGUAUGCCUUCCUAUAUUCUUAGACAGGCUCCGUAAUGAAAUUACGCGACUUACUACAGUGAAAGCUUUAACGUGUAUAGCAUCGUCUCCUUUGAGAGUAGAUCUCAAUCAAAUUAUGGAAGAAGCAAUUCCGAUUCUUGGGUCCUUCUUAAGAAAAAAUCAACGAGCCUUGAAAUUAUGCUCUCUUCCACUUUUGGACACUCUCGUUCGAAAUUAUAGUUCUACUCUUCAUGCAGAUUUGUUAGAUAAGGUUACCACGGAAUUACCAGCGUUAUUAAAUGAGGCUGAUUUACAUAUCGCGCAAUUAACUCUUAAUCUUCUAACGACCAUAGCAAAACUGCAUCCGGUCGCGCUUACUAGGGUUGCCGACAACAUCCUUCCAGAGAUACUAGUUUUGGUGAAGUCUCCACUUCUUCAAGGAGUGGCUUUGAACUCGAUGCUAGACUUUUUCCAAGCCUUGGUACAGGCAGAUAUACCAGACCUCGGAUACAGAGAAUUGCUGUCGAUGCUUUUGGCUCCGGUCAACCAGUCUGUACUUCACAAACAAGCUUAUCAUUCCCUGGCCAAGUGUGCAGCCGCGUUGACGAUCACUUGGCAUGAUGAAGCCCAGGCAGUGGUCGAACAAUUUUUGAGAGACGUUCAGGACCCUCAGAGCGACGCGCAACACAUUUUCGCAUUGCUGGUCAUCGGUGAAAUAGGCAGACACGUAGAUCUGAGCGGUAUCGCGUCUCUAAAGCAUAUAAUUCUAAACUCGUUUUCCUGCCACUCGGAGGAAGUGAAAUCGGCGGCUAGUUACACGUUAGGUAACAUAGCUGUUGGAAACCUACCGGAGUACUUGCCGUUUAUAUUGAAAGAGAUCGAAGCGCAGCCGAAGCGUCAAUAUCUUCUCUUACACUCGUUAAAAGAGAUUAUCACGUGUCAGUCAGCUAGUCCGUCUGGUGUUUCUCACUUGCAAAAUUUCGUGCCUUCGAUCUGGAUGCUUUUGUACAGGCACUGCGAAUGCACGGAGGAAGGCACGCGUAACGUCGUGGCCGAGUGUCUAGGUAAACUCACUCUAAUAGAUCCGGUCACUUUGUUACCCAGAUUGCAGGAGUCAUUAAAAUCACUGUCUCCGCUUAUGAGAACCACAACAGUCACCGCUGUUAAAUUCACCAUUUCCGAUCAGCCACAACAAAUCGAUGCUAUGUUAAAAAAUUGCAUGGGCAAUUUCUUAGUCGCUCUAGAGGAUCCUGAUUUGAACGUGAGGAGGGUAGCUUUAGUUGCAUUUAACUCGGCGGCACACAAUAAACCGAUGCUCAUAAGAGACUUGUUAGAUUCCGUGUUGCCACAUCUUUAUACCGAAACUAAGAUAAAGAAAGAACUGAUAAGAGAGGUCGAGAUGGGUCCCUUCAAACACACGGUAGACGAUGGCUUAGAUCUCAGAAAAGCUGCAUUCGAAUGCAUGUACACGUUGCUCGAUUCUUGUCUCGAUCGACUCGACGUAUUCGAAUUUUUGAACCACGUCGAGAACGGUCUCAGAGAUCACUAUGAUAUUAAGAUGCUAACUUAUUUAAUGACCGCCAGACUGGCUCAGUUAUGUCCGACAGCAGUCUUGCAGAGGUUGGAACGACUGGUGGAACCGUUGAAGAGCACUUGUACAAUGAAAGUAAAAGCUAAUUCGGUGAAACAGGAGUACGAGAAACAGGACGAACUUAAACGUUCGGCAUUGAGAGCUGUGGCAGCGUUGUUAACUAUCCCAGAUGCAGACAAAAAUCCAUCGUUAAGCGAAUUCGUGACGCAGAUCAAAUCAACGCCCGAACUCCAACCACUUUUCGAGAUGAUUCAGAAGGAUUGUAACGGGAGUAACAUGAACGAAACCAACGUGAUGGAUCAGAGCUAAAAUGUCUACGACUUACUUUUGUAUUUCACCGAAAAUCGCUGUUAGCUAAGCAUCCACGGUCAUAUUACUCAUAGUUUAUUUCUAUACGUUAUUUUUUCAUUAUUAUCUUCGAUCUGAACUGUAGUUUGAAAUGAAUGUGAUCAUGUAACACGUCAUGUAUAAAUUAUAAAAUAAAUUUGCCAAUUGUAAGCAUCUUACAGUAACGUACCGGUUACCCUUUUAGUAAUAAAUUAUACCGGAAACGAG